GGCAUAUCCUUGCUUAAUGUAACACCUAUGUGGGGCAGUAUGGUUACGAUAGAGUUCUUAUACACGUAGGUCAACUUUGAGCUCAUUACACUAAGAUAUCUAGACAGGUGGAAAGUGCCGUAGCGAUCAAGACUACCCCUGAGAUUUAGAAAAAUAUAUACACGGAGAUAUGGAUUUCCACUGUUUCUGGAAAGUACUGUUUACAUUGUACUUGUUGAACUCCAUGCUAGGCUGUGAUGUUGAUGCAAUAGGUUUGGGCAGUAUCCCGCAUGACGUCACUGAAAACAAGUCGAGCCUGAAUCGGAGCCACGCAGACUCCACCAACAACGUCAGCACCUGCUUGACUCUUGAACGUGAUGGUACCCUGAUCUGCAACAACAUUACUCAUGGCAGCACAAACAAUGACAGCAUCAAUCCGGACCUCGGCUACACGUAUCAGGUCGACCACUUGGGUAAGGUGAUCAGCAUCUGCUUCAAUUUCACUAUCCUCGAGUUGAUUGGAGAUAGCUACUACAACGUGCAAUUAAAUGUGACCAUCACCGAAACAAACGAUAGCGAGCUGAACCUGGUCUUGGCCUCUGACACCGAUGAGAUGAGGGUCUACAUCCUGUUUCAGACUAUCUAUGAACCUAACGGCAACAUCCACCGUCGUUAUAACGAAACAGCAGUUACUCUGGCCGGAAAUUUCGAGAAGUUCCGCAUCGGUCAGAAAGACGCUCGAGCCUUCACUUUAAAACAAUGUGACAGAAAAGGAAACUGUAUUCAUUUGAAUGAAAAUGCAACGAUCAGACAUCCCGAUGACACAACGAUUCAUUAUCUUGUUAUUAUCGGUGCGCUAGUUGUUGUGAACCUCCUCGGUGCUGUGAUAAUACUUAUACUAGCAAGUGGUCGAAGGCAAGCUAACCAACAGCAACAGAUGGAAGACGUCUCUGUGUGUAACUGUUGUAUCCUUAAUGUUAGAAUAUAAGCUUGAUCGUGGUAAACAUUGUCCAGGUUGUUACAUUUAUUUUAAAAAAUUUAAUUUUUUUUUAACGAAAUCACCAAACCCCUAUGAUUGUUUUAGUCAUUUUAGUAUUCCACUAAUAUUCUGUAAAAUGACAAUGUUUAUUUUCAAAUGUUUUAUCUAAAACUUUUCAUACGUUCUAUUUUAAAUAUGACUAAACAAAUCAUGUAACUUUAAUUUAUUUUGAAAAAAAUAAUAAUUUGGUUAUCAGAGAAAACUGCAGUUAUCGGGAUUAUAUGCUUAUAAUAUAAAAUUUAAAAAUAAAAUUAAGUUUAGCAUAAAUGUUAGAUACCUUUUUUUUUACUACAUUUGGUUUCGUCUACUACACUGCUUUGUCAAGAGGUGCUUUUUCCACAAGUGGUUAGAACAUAGAAUUGGUUACAGCAGGGUGUGGUUUCCUCACAAUGGGGUUUCUCCACAAUUUGUCUAAUGUACAAUUUUGGGAGAAUUAUUUUUCUCGCGUCACUAUGUCGGUGGCUAUAUUUUCGAAACCUCUGAUGGUUUUUUUUUAAAUUUGAAUUAUCACUUUUAGGUAAUUCAUAGUUCUCAAAUUAUUUUUGUUUUAAUUCAGGGCUUUCUUAUCUUUUCUUGUCUAAAUUGUUUUUCAAGAAACAACUGGAUCUUGUGAGAUGAGCAUUAAAGAUUCGACAUUUACCUUUAUAAAUACCUACAAUUAUCAGUACAGUCAAACACCAACACUUUCUCACUAAUACACAAUUCUAGAAACCAAACAGACACACAUAAUCAGACUCAUGUUUCGUGGAAUUUUUAAAAUUUUCUUUUGACGGUUUCACCUACAGUAAUAGAAAUAAUGGUGUCAACACCUUAAAUUGAAAUCCAUUGAAAGUUUGUAUUAAAUCACUGUACUUAAAGCUGUAUGCUAAUCAAAACAUGUUGUCGAAUUAUGUUAGUAUCUCUUAAAUAAAUUAA
This is a messenger RNA of Physella acuta, 1933 nucleotides long. RefSeq lists its product as uncharacterized. The record is from RefSeq and is a predicted model, not a curated record. NCBI's taxonomy places the organism in Eukaryota, Metazoa, Mollusca, Gastropoda, Physidae.